AUAUAAAACUCCUUUCUAAUUAGCUCCAUUAUAAAGCUAAGCUAACUACACAAAUCUCUGUCAAACCGAGUAUUUUUUAGAUUCAUACAUUCAAAUAUAAUGUAAAAACCUCUACUCUCUUUUUCUAUUCUUUCUUUUAUGCCAUAUAGUGGGCGGAUUAUAUAAUUUUGUUUCAAAUUUUCAGUGACAAUAGUUGUUGUUAUAAUAAGUUAGACACGAUUUCUCAUCUGUUUUAUAUAAAGAUUUGAUGGCUGGGAACUACCCUCCGUUCCAAAAUCCAAUCCCUAGAUUCCAAAAUUACAACUUUGCUAGCAGCUCAUCUCAUCAUCAAAAUCAUGAUGGUUUAGUGGUGGAGGAUCAACAACAGGAAGAAAACAUGAUGAUAAAAGAACAAGACAGGCUACUUCCGAUAGCAAACGUAGGAAGGAUCAUGAAGAACAUUCUCCCACCAAAUGCAAAGAUCUCUAAAGAAGCAAAAGAGACUAUGCAAGAAUGUGUCUCUGAGUUCAUAAGCUUCGUCACUGGAGAAGCCUCCGAUAAAUGCCACAAGGAGAAGAGAAAGACCGUCAAUGGAGACGAUAUCUGUUGGGCUAUGGAAAAUCUAGGGUUUGAUGAUUACGCCGAGCAGCUAAAGAAGUACUUAAAUCGUUACCGAGUUAUUGAAGGUGAGAGGGUCAAUCAACAUGGCAAAGGAGGACCUAAAUCCUCACCUGAUAAUUAAGUUGUCCGUGUCUGAUUGUUUGAUUUCCUUUUUAUGUGCGAUCUUGUUUAGUUCUUUGACCAGCUUCUUUUUUUUUUUUUUGCUAAAAAUUUGACCAGCUUCUUCUUCCAUUAUAUAUGGCGAUCUAUUUAUUAUAUAUAAUAUAUAUAUAUAGUUCUACAUAUAUGAUUGUAUAAAAUGCAUCUAUGGUUUGAGGCUGUGAAGAAAUGUGUGUAGUUUUUCCUGAUUUUGUUAAUUUUCACUGUGAAAAUUAAAGGGUGCUUUUAAAUUUU
Molecule: messenger RNA, 993 nt
Organism: Raphanus sativus (radish)
Lineage: Eukaryota; Viridiplantae; Streptophyta; Magnoliopsida; Brassicales; Brassicaceae
Product: nuclear transcription factor Y subunit B-5
Exons: 1
Coding region: 248-721 (157 amino acids)
Biological process (GO): regulation of transcription by RNA polymerase II
Cellular component (GO): nucleus; CCAAT-binding factor complex
Molecular function (GO): protein heterodimerization activity; RNA polymerase II cis-regulatory region sequence-specific DNA binding; DNA-binding transcription activator activity, RNA polymerase II-specific
Source: RefSeq, a predicted model, not a curated record